UUUUACUUUUGACAAGAUGAUAUCAUGAAGCUCGCCACGCAUACAGUAUCUUGUGGCUCUCCCAUGUUUUCUCCGUUUCGUUACUUGAAUCAUCUGUCUGUUUAAAAGUUCUUCCUGAUAUCCUUCCACCAUAUCCUCUGGAGCCCUUUCAGGUGAAUGCUUUACAAAUUACAAACCCUUCUGCUGCUCUGCAAGCCAUAGACGCUGUAACCUUCUCACUGGAAUUUCGUAUCCUUUUGGAAAAAGCCCAAAUUAAAGCAGAGAAACCAUUAGGGUAGAUCGUUGUAACUUAAGGCCAAGACUCGUGAGAACUGGACUUCAUUUCCCUCAAGCUGCCAACUUGGGUGCUCAAGAACUUUCAACCAUUCUUCAUAGCUCGCACUUUUGGUCGACAGAAGACCUCCAAGCAACGCAAUUGCCAAGGCCAUCCGCCUCUCCCUUUCUCCCUCUCGCUCGCUUCCUCCCUGCCCAGAAAAUUCCUCCGGCGACAGCCCAGAAAAUCCCCUCCGGCGACAGCCCAGAAGCCCGCUCUCCCUCCCUCGCACCUGUCUCUCUCACUCCGGCAACUCGAGAAGAAAAUUGUUGGCUGGGCGUCGGCAAAGGAUCUCAAAAAUCUCCACCUCCGGGAAGGCUCUCUCUCUCCUCCACCGGCGGUACGUGGUCCUCUCUCCUCCACUGAAAUGAAGGAAGAAGAAGUGAAUCGAUGCCAGAUUCAAGAGUGGUACCCAAAAUUUAAAUCUGUCUCCAUUAGAACCCAAAUUCACGAACUUCCUGAAUCGUUUAUUCAAUACCUUCUUGACGAUUCUGGUCCCUUCCUUUUACCAGUUUCUAUUUAUAAUGAUGAUGCCCUACCCAAUAGAAUUCAUAACCCUGAAGAGGAGGAAGAUUAUCAAGUAUCAGAAAGAUCUGGAGAUGAGUCAGAACAAUCUUCGCCACCCCCAUCUUUCCCAGAACUUGAAUUGAAAAUUAAGGAAUCAAUUGAAUCCCUUGGUGGUGCAGUCUUCCCUAAGUUGAAUUGGAGUUCUCCGAAAGAUUCUGCUUGGAUUAGCACUACUGGGAGCCUCCGAUGCGCUACAUUUAGCGAGAUUGCACUCUUGCUACGGUCAUCUGAAUCGUUGAUCCAUGAUUUAUGUCAUGCAUAUGAUUCAUGCAGUGACAAGUCCUCAUCAAGACCACAGAAUUUCUUCCUUGCGCUCCGCAAGUGGUACCCAUCUCUUAGGCCAGAGAUGGAAUUUCGUUGUUUUGUACGGGGUCAAAACCUAGUUGGAAUUUCCCAACGUGAGGUGACUACUUUUUAUCCUAUUCUUCUUGAGAAGAAAAUUGAUCUUGAGCGGUUGAUUCAGCAAUUUUACGAGGAUGAUGUGAGGCUGAAAUUUGAAUCGGAAAAUUACACAUUUGAUGUUUAUGUUACAAAGGAUGAGCGGAUUAAGGUGUUAGAUUUCAACCCUUGGGGUGCAUUUACAUUGCCGCUGUUGUUUGAUUGGGAGGAGUUAGAGCAGAACACUGGGGAAGAAGGCAAUAAUGUGGACUUCAGAAUUGUGGAGAGCCAGUGUGCUGUUAGGCCUGGUUUGAAGACAGCAGUGCCGUAUGAUUACUUGGACACUAGCACUGGAAGUGGCUGGGAUCAAUUUCUGAGGAAUGCUGAUAUGGAGUUGCAGCGGCAGACCAGGUCUUCUGAAGCAGGUGCUUGAGGUUUUGAUUGUCUUGAUUCAUGAGACUAGUGUUGUAGUUUCACAGGUGAUUUCAUAAAUACUCACUUUCAUGGGCAGACAGACUAUACUUGUAAUCAGGAUUCUUUGUUUUGUGUGUAGUAGCUCAAAAUACAGGAUUCUGCAUCUGCAAUCAUAAUAACAUAAUGAUCAUGAAUCUGAUUUUGGUGCAACUUCCAUUCUUGUUUUUUCUAUUAUGGAUUCAUGGUUGUUGCUGAAACGGUGUUUUAGAAUCUAUUU
Molecule: messenger RNA, 1949 nt
Organism: Corylus avellana
Lineage: Eukaryota; Viridiplantae; Streptophyta; Magnoliopsida; Fagales; Betulaceae
Cellular component (GO): cytoplasm
Source: RefSeq, a predicted model, not a curated record